UGAAUAAAGGUCUAAAUCAUACCUCCACCAUAGACGGAGAUGCCGGAGGAUAUCACGAGACGCAGAUAACACCAGAGAGACGGAGAGAAUCUUUCCGCGCGAAAAACAAGAACAGAUCAAGAGAGAGAAAGCUGGAAGCAUAUGUCUUCGUCGAAUGAGUAGAAAACUGCAACCACCUUCUCUUCUUUCUCUAGCGAUUGAGUCUGGUAUUCGUAAUAUCUCUCGUAUCCCUGAUCUUUCUUCUCUUCCUGAUCAUGUCGUCUUUGACCUCUUCCAGGGAACAGUGAGAGAAGGAAAGCUGAAUGACAAGAUUCUGAAAGUGUUUAUAGCUACUGAAAACAAAGAAGUUUUAACCUACAUUCAAAGGCUUGGUAUUAAGCGUGUCGUUCUUCCAGUUCUCCCAACUAGAUGUUCUGGAAAGUUUGAUAAUUCAGAAGGGUUGCUUGCCGGUGGUUUUUGCAAUUCUUGUUUCGCUUUUGGCUUGGUUUUUACUUUGUGUCUAGACAAAAUGUCUGAUUCUGCUGUGCCAGAUAAUGAAGUUGAUGUGGUAAUUGCUGUGCUUGGAGCAGACAUUUCAUCCUUUUUGGAGGAAUGGAGGGCAUUCUUUUCACGUUUCCAUUUGAUCAUUGUCAAAGAUCCUGAUCUGAAGGAUGACCUAAAAAUACCUAAUGGCUUUGACCAUGUUGUUUACACAAAAUCUGAUAUGGACAGAGUUCUGGGCUCCAAUCCCACUAAAAUCAAAUUUUCAGGCUACUUGUGCCGUUACUUUGGUUACUUAAUGUCUCGUAAAAGGUAUAUUAUAUCAAUUGAUGAUGACUGCUUUCCUGCACGGGAUGAUAAAGGCUUGUUGGUGGAUGCUGUGGCCCAACAUGUUACUAAUCUCACUACACCAGCGACACCCUUCUUUUUCAACACUCUUUACGACCCCUAUCGCGAAGGUGCAGAUUUUGUCCGUGGGUAUCCUUUCAGCCUUCGUACUGGGGUGGAAUGUGCCUUAUCUUGUGGUCUAUGGCUAAACUUAGCAGAUUACGAUACACCGACACAAGCCGUAAAGCCAAAUCUAAAGAAUACUCGAUAUGUUGAUGCUGUUAUGACUGUGCCUUUAAGAACUAUGAUGCCAAUGAGUGGGAUUAAUGUCGCCUUUGAUCGUGCUUUAUUGGGUCCUGCUUUAUUCCCAGGUCUGCAGUUGGCUGGAGAAGGAAAGCUUAGGUGGGAGACAAUGGAGGAUAUAUGGUGCGGAAUGUGCGCAAAGGUGGUGUGUGAUCACUUAGGGCUUGGUGUGAAGACUGGCCUGCCUUAUGUGUGGAGAAAGGGUGGUGGAAAUGAUGCUAUAAAAAGCUUGAAGAAAGACUGGGAAGGAGUGAGAUUGAUGGAGGAGGUAGUCCCAUUCUUUCAGUCAGUGAGAUUGUCAAAGUCCGCAGUAACGUCAGAGGAUUGUGUAAUCGAGAUUGCAGGAAUUGUAAAGCAACAACUGGGGCCGUCGAACCCUAUAUUUGCUCGUGCUGCUGACGCAUUGUUGGAGUGGGUUCAACUCUGGAGGACUGCUGGAUCUGUGUCAUCUUGAUUAUAUGGAGCAAGUUAGAAAUCCUGUCUCUUUAUUAUCUGUUGCUACUCUGUCCCUUGUUUGCCUAAAGUGUUCUCUGUUCUAUUUUCUGGAACAUGAUCAAGGAAAACAAGUAAAAAGACUAUAACUCUAGUCUUUUGAACCUACAAGUAGUCUUCUUAUUCUGGUUUUUGAACCUGCUCUUAAUUGGUUUGAUUUUUAAUUGAACACAACUGAUAGUGUGAAGUCGGUUUUUGAGGAGAGCAGCAAUAAAAUUCUAGUUCAUGUAUUGGCUAUUCUAUUUAUUCUUUUUAGUUGCA
Papaver somniferum (opium poppy) is the source of this 1863-nucleotide messenger RNA. Its product is annotated as probable UDP-arabinopyranose mutase 5. The transcript has 4 exons. NCBI's taxonomy places the organism in Eukaryota, Viridiplantae, Streptophyta, Magnoliopsida, Ranunculales, Papaveraceae. Gene Ontology annotation, cellular component: Golgi apparatus; cytosol. Gene Ontology annotation, biological process: UDP-L-arabinose metabolic process; plant-type cell wall biogenesis. The record is from RefSeq and is a predicted model, not a curated record. Gene Ontology annotation, molecular function: UDP-arabinopyranose mutase activity. The coding region runs from base 155 to 1564 and encodes 469 amino acids.